Molecule: messenger RNA, 267 nt
Organism: Protopolystoma xenopodis
Lineage: Eukaryota; Metazoa; Platyhelminthes; Monogenea; Polystomatidea; Polystomatidae
Source: the annotation of a GenBank genome assembly
AUGCAAUAUGCACAGACUCUAGCAGACGCGGCUGCUGCAGCAGCGAAGGAGGUCAUCGAGACUACCGAUGCAAGCGGCUUAAGUCCAUUGGGUGAGGAGGAAAGGAAUACACCAGGAGAGCAAGAGGCUAGUUUCACUGCUGUGACAGGCAUACCGAGCCUGCCUGAGUCUGGACUGCCCAGAACGAAUGGGCAGAUUCUGCAAAUGACAAUUGAUGGAAAGGCUCAGUCAAUGGCAAAAUCCACUGGAUCUCUAAACAGUAAAUAA